Teleopsis dalmanni is the source of this 926-nucleotide messenger RNA. Its product is annotated as ctenidin-3-like. The record is from RefSeq and is a predicted model, not a curated record. Lineage: Eukaryota; Metazoa; Arthropoda; Insecta; Diptera; Diopsidae. Bases 47 to 814 code for a protein of 255 amino acids. The transcript is spliced from 2 exons.
CAAAAUUCGUUUCAAAAGUGAACUGAAGUGAAGUGAAGCUAAAGCAAUGAAAACAUAUUUGUGUCUGGUAGCACUGUUCACAGUGCUGGCAACAGCAAAUGCAACAUUUGGAUUAUUAAAUGUAUUGGGUUCGCUGAAAGGAGGCGGCGGCGGUGGUGGCUACGGUGGCGGUGGCUACGGCGGUGGUGGCUAUAGCGGCGGAUAUAGUGGCGGUUAUAGUGGCGGCUAUAGUGGUGGUCAUAGUGGCGGCUAUGGCGGUGGUGGCUACGGUGGUGGCGGCUAUGGCGGUGGCGGCUACGGCGGUGGCGGCUAUGGCGGUGGUGGCUACGGAGGUGGCAGUCAAGUAAAAGUCAUUAAAAUUAUAACUGAUGGUGGUUAUGGCGGCGGUGGCUAUGGCGGUGGUGGCUACGGAGGUGGCGGUUAUGGUGGCGGCGGAUAUGGUGGUGGCUACAGUAGUGGCAGCUCAGGAUAUGCUAGCAAUUAUGGUUAUGGUGGCAAUACUGGCGGUUACAGUAGCGGUUAUAGUGGUGGCCAUAGCGGAGGUUAUAGUGGCGGCUAUGGAGGCGGCUACGGUGGCGGGUAUGGCGGUGGUCAUGGCGGUCAUGUAGAUGUUUACAAAGUCAUAACAACCACAUCCAGCGCUGGCGGAUACGGUGGUGGUGGCUAUGGCGGUGGAGGCUAUGGCGGUGGUGGCUACGGCGGUAGCGGUGGUUAUGGAGGUAGCUACGGAGGUGGUCAUGGUGGCUGGUCUGCACCUGUUAGCAGUGUUGCUAGCGCUAGUUCUGGCAGCAGCGGAUGGUGGAAAAAGAAGUAAAUAGUGUAGUUCAGUUUGCUAAAUUCGUAUUUUGUAUAUAUACUGCCAUUAUGUUUUUCGAACUAGAUUUUUUUAAAGUGCAAAUUUAUUAUAAAAUAAUUUAAGUAUUUUA